Tachysurus fulvidraco (yellow catfish) is the source of this 2207-nucleotide messenger RNA. It is a transcript of the gene kcnv1, whose product is annotated as potassium voltage-gated channel modifier subfamily V member 1. NCBI's taxonomy places the organism in Eukaryota, Metazoa, Chordata, Actinopteri, Siluriformes, Bagridae. Gene Ontology annotation, molecular function: protein binding; voltage-gated potassium channel activity. Gene Ontology annotation, biological process: protein homooligomerization; potassium ion transmembrane transport. The transcript is spliced from 3 exons. The coding region runs from base 184 to 1701 and encodes 505 amino acids. Gene Ontology annotation, cellular component: membrane; voltage-gated potassium channel complex. The record is from RefSeq and is a predicted model, not a curated record.
UCACCAAUCACGAGCUCUCGCUCCCUCCAAACCUUUAAACUACACGUAAACGUGAGCGCGCACGGCACAAGCCUGCUGGUUUUGCGCGCAGAUACACGACUAAACGAUCACAGAUCAACGGUAUGAACCUGCAGCUACGAAUCCCAGCUCGACUAGCCACAACAGGGAACAGCAAAGAGGAGCAUGAACUGUGAUCAUCUUUUCCAAAACAUUGCCCAAAGGCUUUACACAAUCCAGAGCACUAUGAUUAGUGAUGCUUCAAGUACAGCAGAGUACUAUGGGGACAAUGCCUCAGUGGUGUCUCAGGAUUCCAGUGUGUUCUUCAGUGAACCCCCUCCACCAAAUGACAAUCCUCUGGACUUUUUUAUCAUUAAUGUCGGUGGAAGCCGCUACAUUCUCUCUCAGGAGCUGCUGGCCUCUCACCCUGAGACGCGCCUGGGCAAGCUGGCACUCUCCACCCAAGAUUCAGCUUUAGACCUGUGUGAUGAUGCAGACUUUCGUGAAAAUGAGUACUUCUUUGACCGCAAUUCUCAAACCUUUCAAUACAUCAUAAACUUUUACAAGACAGGCCAUCUGCAUGUUAGAGAGGAACUGUGUGUGUUCUCCUUUCUGCAAGAAAUUGAAUAUUGGGGUAUUGAUGAGCUUUGCAUAGACCACUGUUGCAGGGACAGGUACUAUCGCAAGAAGGAAAUGAAAGAAUCCAUAGAGAUUGAAAAUGAUGUUGAAAUGAAUGGUGUAGAGGAUGAUUUCAGUGGAGUACUGUGUGAGGACAUUCGCCGGCAUCUCUGGGACCUCAUGGAGAAGCCAGAUUCGUCCAGGGCCGCAAAAAUGUAUGGGACGUUGUCUAUGUUUUUUGUGAUUGUGUCCAUCGUGAACAUGGCUCUGAUUUCUCUGGACUUUACUAUCCUUGGUGCACCUGUCUUGGAUAUUCUUGAGUACAUCUGUAUUGUGUGGUUCACAGGGGAGCUGCUGCUCAGGUUCAUGUGUGUGAAGGACAAAUGUAAAUUUAGCAGGAGUGUGGUGAACAUCAUUGACCUGCUGGCCAUCCUGCCUUUCUAUAUCACCUUAGCAGUGGAGAAUCUGCAUGGAGGCUCAACAGAAUUGGAGAAUGUGGGACGAGUAGUGCAGGUUCUCCGACUGAUGAGGUUUCUCAGAAUGCUGAAACUUGGACGUCAUUCCACAGGUCUGAAGUCUUUGGGCAUGACGAUCGCGCUGUGCUAUGAGGAGGUGGGCCUGCUGAUGCUCUUCCUCUCUGUGGGAAUUUCCAUAUUUGCCAUGGUGGAGUACGCCAUUGAGCAUGACAUGCCUGAGACUACAUUCAUCAAUGUGCCUUGCGCCUGGUGGUGGGCCACCACAUCCAUGACCACUGUGGGUUAUGGGGACAUCCGCCCAGAGACGGCCAUUGGCAAAGUCAUAGCUUUCAUCUGUAUUCUUUCAGGCAUCCUUGUCCUUGCUCUUCCCAUUGCCAUUAUCAACGACCGCUUCUCGGUCUGCUACUUCACUCUGAAGAUGAAGGAGGUAGCGCUACGGCACAGUGAGGCACUGAAGCGUCUGAAGCGCAACUCAACCUCAGAUGGGAUGCAACCAGCCAUAGGGUUAAACCUGCGUGAUGUCUACGCUCGCAGUGUGCUAGAACUGCUGCGGCUGUACAGCAGAGAGAGGACAAGUACACGCAGCAGUGCAGGAGAAGAUGUCUGGUGACAAAACAGGCAGAACUUACUCAAGUGAAAUUUGAAGUGAAAAAUCUAGAAUGUUUAUUUAAAAUGUACCUUCUAACUUUAACUUACAGUACAUGUAAUAAAUCUAAUACAUUCUGCAAGUGUGGCAUAGAUUGUUUUCAGUGCAUUCAAUGAUGUUGAGCAAGGAUUGAUCAUUUAGUUACAUUUCUCAUUUAAUUUUAUUUCAUUGUAAUAUUGCGUUCAAUCUGAAUAUGAAUGCUCUAUGAAACAAUAGAGAUGGAGGGCAGAAAAAAUAUAAAAGGCACAACAUCCAUUUAAGAGUCAGCUUAUUAAAUGCUCCCUCUUUUGCAGGAACACACGCUUGAUAUUUAUAGAUUAGAGACAGUUUGGCCUUCUUUCUGCAAUUUGCUGUAGAUACACUGAAAAUACUGUGAUCACUUUUAUUUGGUACAACAAUGUGAAUAAAAAGUAGAAUCUUGUAAGUAUUUAGUAAUCAUAAAUGUAAUAAAUUGCAUGUUUUUUCUUGUA